Molecule: messenger RNA, 6848 nt
Organism: Syngnathus typhle (broad-nosed pipefish)
Lineage: Eukaryota; Metazoa; Chordata; Actinopteri; Syngnathiformes; Syngnathidae
Gene: tulp4b
Product: TUB like protein 4b
Exons: 15
Coding region: 349-5628 (1759 amino acids)
Molecular function (GO): protein binding
Source: RefSeq, a predicted model, not a curated record
AUUGAACGAGUCGACUUGGCUGACGGCAACCGGCUCAGGAAGCAAGCAGCCCCGCCCCUCGCGCCUCGCGCUCCCACCUAAAGUGCGCAAACGGAGGAGCGGACUGCAAGGCGACAGACGCUCGCUGCAGCCCGACAGCCAGACAGCGCAUGGAUCGGAAUCAUCAGCAUCAUUGGAGGGAGACAUUUGGGCCAGUGGCGUCAAACUCUGAGCCGAAUGGUCGCCAAGGCCUUCACGUCCACUUCGGGAGAGACUAAACGAGAAAGCCAGCCCAUCGCCAGCGUCCAUUGAGGGCUUGUCAUCUGAAUGGAAAUAUGGACGCCUUCCACGGAGGCUUUUUGACUCAACAUGUCCAGAAGCUAUGAGCCGGGCCACUCAGUAGGGAUGUUGGCGGCCGUGGAACACGGUCCCAUCCUGUGCAGCGACUCCAACAUCCUGUGCCUGUCGUGGAAGGGCCGCGUGCCCAAGAGCGAGAAGGACAAGCCUGUGUGCCGCCGGCGCUACUACGAGGAAGGAUGGCUCGCCACCGGCAACGGCCGCGGCGUGGUGGGCGUCACCUUCACCUCUAGUCACUGCCGCAGGGACAGGAGCACCCCGCAGAGGAUCAACUUCAACCUCAGGGGACACAACAGCGAAGUUGUGCUGGUGCGUUGGAAUGAACCGUUCCAGAAGUUGGCCACGUGCGAUAUGGAGGGAGGAAUUUUUGUGUGGAUUCAAUAUGAGGGCAGAUGGUCUGUGGAGCUGGUCAACGACAGAGGAGCCCAAGUCAGCGACUUCACGUGGUCCCAUGACGGAACUCAAGCUCUCAUCGCCUACCGCGACGGUUUUGUGCUGGUGGGCUCGGUUAGCGGUCAGCGGCACUGGUCUUCGGAGAUCAACCUGGAGAGCCAGAUCACGUGCGGCAUUUGGACACCAGACGACCAGCAGGUGUUGUUCGGGACGGCCGACGGCCAGGUGAUCGUGAUGGACUGCCACGGCCGGAUGCUGGCCCACGUGCUGCUGCACGAAUCAGACGGCAUCGUGGGCAUGUCCUGGAACUGCCCUGACUUCCUGGUGGAGGACAGCACCGAGAGCGAUACCGACUCCGACGACAACUUCCUGCCUUUAGUGCGGCGAGUCAAGCCUUUGUUGACGGUCACCUUCUUAUCGGGGGAAAUCAGCUUGAUGAACAACUACGAUGACCUGUCCCCUGCCCUCAUUCGCUCGGGCUUAAAAGAUGUGGAGGCGCAGUGGUGUUCCCAGGGCGAUCUCUUGGCAGUGGCCGGCAUGGAGAGACACGGGCUGCCUUCCGACGCUGGCUUGACCAGGAACGCUCUGGUGAAGUUCUACAACGUGCAAGGGGAACACAUCUACACUCUUGAAACGCCUGCACAGCGACCCAUCACCACCAUCUGCUGGGGUCACCGGGACUCGCGGCUGUUUCUGGCCUGUGGUCCCGCCCUGUACGUGGUGCGCGUGGAGCACCGCGUGGCCAGCCUGCAGCUGUUGUGCCAACAGGGCAUUGCCAGCGCCCUACGGGAGGAGAAGGACGUGGGCAAGCUCAACAUGCCCUCGCUGCUCUGCUCCUACGUCACCACGGCCUUCAUCCCCACCAUCAAGCCCCCAAUUCCGGACCCCAACAACAUCCGAGACUUUGUCAGCUACCCCACGACGGGCAACGAGCGGCUGCACUGCACCAUGAAGCGGGCGGAGGACAGCCCCGAGGCGGGCGGCCCGUGCUACACUCUGUACCUGGAGUACCUGGGAGGGCUGGUGCCCAUCCUGAAGGGCCGGCGCAUCAGCAAAUUGAGGCCCGAGUUUGUCAUCAUGGACCCUAAAACUGACAGCAAAGCGGAGGAGGUGUGCGUCAACCCCAUGAUCUCGUACGCUGACAGCUGCAACUGCUCCGACUCGAGUGAUGUGGAGUUGAGCGAUGAAUGGGUUGGGAAGAAGUCACCCAAGUUUUCCAGGGGAAACAGAAUGAACUUGGAAGUGCGCAAAUCUCCAAAACUGUCCCGCGCCCACCAGGAGGGCCAGCGGUCCCCUCGGUUGCCAUCCAAGAAGCCGCUGGUUCGAUCACCCAGCCUGACACGCCGGGAGUUUUCCAUGGACGGACUCACCGAGCACAAUUACUUGGCUCAGGUUACAUCCAACAUUUGGGGGACCAAGUUCAAAAUUGUGGGACUGGCUUCGUUUUUGCCUGCCAAUCUUGGCGCAGUCAUCUACAAGACAAGUCUGCUUCAUUUGCAACCGCGGCAGAUGACCAUUUACCUGCCGGAGGUGCGCAAGAUAUCGCAUGACUUCAUGAGCCUGCCUGUGUUUAACCCCAACGUGUUCAGCGAGGAUGAGGAUGACUUACCAGUGAUGGGCACAUCGUCAGGAGACAACCCGCCCUGCACAGUCAACAUUCCCAUCGCUCCCAUCCACAGCCCGGCUCAGGCCAUGUCCCCCACUCAGAGCAUCGGCCUGGUCCAGUCUCUCCUGGCCAAUCAGAACAUUCAACUCGAUGUUCUCACCAAUCCCGCGACUAGCGCAGCGGCGGCUGCCGCAUCUGUCUCCGUCCCCGUUUCUGACCACAGCCAGACUGCCGCACCGUAUCCCGUUCCGGCCAGAUACCCAAAUCCCGGGCAGGUGAUCUUCAAUAGGCUGGAGAUGGGUCCGCUUCUACCUGGUACGCUACCUCCCCCGCCACCGCCUCAUCAUCCCCCACCGCAGCCGCGGCCUCAGCCGCCUCGCCAACAGCAGCUGCAGUCCAGGCAGCAGCCGCAACCCUCGCAGGCCCAGCAGCAGCAACGGCAUCAUCUUCAACAGCUUCACCACCAACAGCAUCCGCAUCAGCAGCAGCACCAAGUCCAGCAGCAUCAACAGAUGCCGCAGAAUCCACCACCGGUGGCGGGGAACCACCAGUUUCAGCAGCAGCAACAGAUCCAGCAGCAGCAGCAUCAAAUGCAGAUGCAGCAUGAACAAAUGCAACAGCAGCAGCAGCAGAUGCAGCACCAGCAGCAGCAGAUCCGUCAGCAGAUUCAGGAGAUGAGACAGCAACAGCAAAAGCUCCAGCAGCAGCACCAGCAGAUCCAGCAGCAGCAUCAGCAAAUGCAAAGGCAGCACCAGCAAAUGCAGCAGCAGCUGAAGAUGCAAAUGACGCUGCCCCCGGCGCCCAGCGGCUACCCCACCAUUUCCCUACAGCAGAUACAUCUCCUGCAUCCACUCCCUCUGCCGCCAACCACCGAGCCCGGAGUGGACCGGGAGCACGUGUUGAAGCCAAGCCUGCCUCGGACUUUACCCCCUUCUUUUAGUACCAGAGAUGGUGGUUCUGUGGAGAUUCAGGUGAGGAAGGUGAAUCCUCCUCCUCCGUACCCGGGUACGGUGGCAUCAGCGGCAGCCACGGUGGAAGCGACGGCUCAAACACUGGUCACGGACUGUGACAGCCCAAGCAUCCUGGCUCCGGAUACCUGCCUGAAGAAGGACGACUUUUUGCUUCAGCCGGUGACCAUACAGUACCCGACACCUCUCGGGUAUGAAAGGAUCACCACGUUCGACAGCAGCGGCAACGUGGAGGAAGUCUGCCGCCCCCGGAGGCGCCUCGUCCGCAACCAAAAUGCGUACACUGCCCAUGGCUCGGCCACGCUGAAGGUAACCUCCUCUGAGAAUGAAAAGAUUCACCUUCCCUACAGCUCAGCAACACUCAGCCGUCUGUCAGUCCCACGGUACUCCAUACCAAGUGGCGACCCGCCCCCUUAUCCCGAUCCGGCCAAUCAAGUCCCAGCUAGCCUCACUCCUCCGCCACAGAGAUUGGAAAGCAGUCUGAUUCAUGCCACUCUGCGCCGCGACCGCCGCGACAUGACGCUCAAAGUUCCCUCCAUGAUGGACACCUCCAGGACGCUUCCCACCAAGGCCAAGAUGAACAGCGCGUUGGGUUUGACCUACCAGCAGAGGUUGCCCACAGCGUUGUACACAUGCACGCAGUGCAGCAGCAACAGCAGCAGCACCAGCGUUAGUGUCAGCGGAGGUGGGACAUCCAGUAGCGGCAUUGCCGGUGGAACAGUGGUCAGGCAGGACUUCCCCCCAGGCAAAGGAGCACACCACAGCACAAUCAUUGUCCACUCCAAAAGCCCCUCCCAAUCAUCCUACAGCCUCCUGGGUUCCACGGACACAAGCCGGGACAGAACCGUGUACGUCAACUCCGCCUUCACAGAGGACGAGACACUGAGCCAGCACUGUCACCUGGACAAGCCCGUCCGGCAGAUGACCCUCGGUGACGUCGGCCUCAUCGCAAAACGUCCUCCACCUUACCAGUGGGACGCCUCAGCCGCAGAGGAGUUCUGGCUCGCCCCAGAACAAACCAUGCUGGUCCCGCCGCCGCCUCCUCACAAACCGCCUCCUCUCAUCCUCGGCCAGGCCCAGCACUUAGAUGUGACACGGCUCCCGUUUGUCCUUACAACUAAGCCCCCAUCCAGUCCCAGCACGAGCACCCUCACCUUCCCAUCAGGCUACCAGAUAUCUCUUUCUCCCUUCCCUCCCGGUGUGGGCCACAGUAGACCUCCCAUGCAGACCUUACAGAACCCCCCACCGCAGUGUGCUCCACGCGAAGUGGUUCUACCUGUUCCAUUUGCCCAACAGGACUCCAAUUUGGUUUUAUCGACAGGGUACUCCACAAGUCUGGCUAACUUGGCGUGCUGCACCCUUCCCCCAAUGUACCCGGGGGCCAGCUCCUGCGCCGGACUUCAGUUGCACGCUGUCAACUUGCAUCCGUGGAACCCAUACCCUUGCCCGCCACCCAGGCAGGACCCUCCUGCACCUCCUCUUCCAACCAAAACUCAUCAGAUAUUAGAGAAGCCGAUUCUGUCACCACCCCCUCCGACUGCACCACCACCGCCACCCCCUCUGCCCCCUCCGCCGCCACCCUCCGAGUUACCCUCCUCUAAAUGUGUCACAGAAGAUCUGGCAGAGUCUGGGAACAGCUUUCCGGAGCCACCAUCUCUCAACGAAAGUCCUGUCACGCAGGAGUCAGACCGCUUCAACAAAAAAAGUCGCAAGAGACUGGACAGCCGAGCCGAGGAGGCCAACAUGUCCUCGGUGUCCAGAAAAGAUGGUCGCGCGCUGUCUGAUUUCAACUCUCUGAUUGCCAGCCCGCGACUGGGCAGCAGAGAAAAGAAGAAGCCCAAGGGACCCCGGGAGCAACUCAACAGAACCAAGAAGAUGAGCCGGGCUGCCAACGAAUUCCAGGACAGCUCAGAGAGUGAGCCAGAGCUUUUUAUCAGCGGCGACGAAUUGAUGAACCAGAACCAGAAUAGCAAGAAGAGCUGGAAGAACAAGCGUAGCCUUCGUAUGGCCAGCGAGCUGGAGGAAAUUAAGUGCCGCAAGGCCAACGAACGUGAGGACCGUAGUUUAGGCAGCCAGGGCUUCGUCUACGUGAUGGCCAACAAGCAGCCUCUGUGGAAUGAAGCCACGCAGGUCUACCAGCUGGACUUUGGAGGACGGGUCACACAGGAGUCUGCUAAGAACUUCCAGAUUGAGCUUGACGGCCGACAGGUGAUGCAGUUCGGACGCAUUGAUGGGAACGCCUACAUCCUGGAUUUCCAGUAUCCCUUCUCGGCGGUCCAGGCGUUUGCCGUGGCCUUGGCCAAUGUGACUCAACGACUUAAGUGAACUUUUGUUGUUGUUGUUUUAAUGACGCUGACACAUCCUACCAGUAUCUGUUGCACCAUUUCGGGCCAUUUAGCAUAAUGUUACAUGGUCACACUUAUGACAUGAGCACUUUGAUGAAUGUUCGAAAUAUUCUAUUAAAACAAGUCUGAGCCUCCCACAAAUAAGCUACAUUUAAACUAACCCCAAUUAUAAGGUGGAAUUAUAUUUAGGUCAACUACAGUAUUACAAAUUCCAUACUGAGAUGCAAUGGCAUUAUUUGGGAUAUAAGAAAAUGUAGUCUUAUCAAAUAUAUUUCUACUUUUUUUUCGUUUUGUUUACCUAUUUUUCCACACACUAUGAUGACUGUAUUGAUGAAUGUCAGAAGUUUUUUUUUUUUUCAUUGUACUUCUAUGAAGUGGUGCAUAUAUUAUUAAUCUUUAAUCCCAGUCCAGCCUCUGACACCAACUUCAACAAUCAACACGAAAUUUGAUAGAUGUGUUUAUCGUAACAGAACAAAUAGAAAAGUGUCAAGGACGUUAAUUUGAAUCAUUUUUAACCAUUCAUACAGGACGUUUUUGCAAAAACCAAGAAGUGGCUUUGUGUUGUGACGCUACUUGAAAUAUUCUAUUGGAAUGUGUCAGUCAGUGCUAAUUGUGUGCUACCACCUGCAAAAAAAAAAAAAAAAAUUACUCGCUGCAGUUUUUUUUCCCCAAGUGCAGUGUUCCCCCUCUAUUCACCCCCCGGCACCCUCAAAGGUAAUGCCAAUGGAUGCCACAACAUGGCAGCAAAGCACUUUUUUUCUACAAUGUUAGAAAUAAGAAUCUGUGACGAGAUGAAUAUGUGGCGGAACACUGUACACUUUUUACGCAUAGAUUUAUACUUUUGCAUUGAUAAAGGUUUAUUGAAGAUGUCAGCAUAGAAACAUUGCAACAGGAUUUAACAUCAGAUAAUCGUGCAUUUUCAAGACCAACUGUUAGAUCUGGUGCUAAUGUACACAAAAACUACUUUGCUCACGAUCGCUUAAAAUUGCCUUUAAUGUCAUGCUGCUCUCGAGUUUUUUUGUGACUUCGUGUGUGUCAGUGAUCUGCAAUAUUCAUUUAUGAUAUAUUGUUAAGUUUUCUUUCUCCUAUUAAUUUGUGUUUAAAAAAGCAAAUAUGAGAUGUGACAAUAGAUUUAACUUUGAAAUGGACUCAAUAGCUGGAUAAAAUAUUAUAAGUAAAUAGGUAAAUUAAAGAUUUAUU